GCCCUUCACUCACCGGGCAACACAUCUGCCUCUUGUGUGUCUGCAUACCGCCAAUUACCAAGCUUCUCUGCCCCUUAACCCCGGCCCUUCCUUCGCUACCACAGCAAUGGGUAGCCUCGGCGACAUUACUCUCGAAAACAACAAUGUCAUGUGCCCGCCGAACCCCCUCGACCCCGAGGAGUUCCGCCGGCAGGGCCACAUGAUGGUCGACUUCAUCGCCGACUACUACCACGACGUUGAUAAGUACCCUGUCCUCAGCCAGGUCUCCCCUGGCUAUCUCCGUGACCGACUCCCGGACUCGGCCCCCAACCACGCUGAGCCCAUCGAGGCGAUCCUUCAAGACGUCCGCAACCACAUUGUCCCCGGCAUCACUCACUGGCAGAGCCCCAACUACUUCGCCUACUUUCCCUCCAGUGGCAGCGUCGCCGGCUUCUUGGGAGAGAUGCUCAGCGUCGGCUUCAAUGUCGUCGGCUUCAACUGGAUGUCGUCCCCCGCGGCCACCGAGCUCGAGACCAUCGUCAUGGACUGGUUGGGCAAGAUGCUCAACCUUCCUAAGCCCUUCCUCUUCUCUGGUGGCGGCGGCGGCGUGCUCCAAGGAACCACCUGCGAGGGCAUCCUCUGCACCGUGACCGCCGCCCGGGACAAGGUGCUGAACAAGAUCGGCAGGGAUCGAAUUGGUGACCUGGUGGUCUACUGCUCUGAUCAGACGCACUGCGCUCUCAAGAAGGCGGCGCAGAUCGCCGGCAUUCACCCGGACAACAUCCGCGCUCUGCCGACUCACCAGCGCGACGCGUUCGGGCUGUGCCCCGAGACCCUGGGAGCCGCUCUGGCGGCCGACGUCUCGGAGGGGCUGGUGCCUCUGUACCUGUGCUCAACUGUGGGCACGACCUCGUCGACGGCGGUUGAUCCGCUCCGGGCGCUGUGCGAGGUGGCAGCGGAGUACGACAUCUGGGUGCAUGUGGACGCGGCCUAUGCUGGGAGCGCGUGCAUCUGCCCAGAGUUCCGCCACUUCAUCGACGGCGUGGAGAGCGCCAGCUCCUUCAGCUUCAACGCCCACAAGUGGUUCUUCACCACAUUGGACUGUUGCUGCCUGUGGGUGAAGGAGCCGCAACACCUGGUGAACGCCCUCUCCACCAACCCCGAGUACUUGAGGAACAAAGCCACGGAGUCGAAGAAGGUAGUGGACUUCAAGGACUGGCAAAUCGCACUCAGCCGCCGCUUCCGAGCACUGAAGCUGUGGAUGGUGCUGCGGAGCUACGGGGUGGCCAACCUCAGGAACUUCAUAAGGAGCCACGUGAACAUGGCCGAGCUGUUCGAGGGGUUCGUGGCCAAGGACGAGAGGUUUGAGGUGGCGGUGCCCAGAAACUUCGCCAUGGUGUGCUUCCGGCUGCUGCCACCCCUCGGCAGCCGCUCCACCAGGGACGGUGGAUUGGAGACGGCAAACGCGAUCAACAAGAGGUUGCUCGACGCGGUGAACGCGACCGGGAAGAUAUACAUGACCCAUGCAGUGGUGGGCGGAGUCUACAUAAUCCGGUUCGCCGUCGGCGCGUCGCUCACGGAGGAGCGGCAUGUGCGGUCGGCGUGGUCGGUGGUGCAAGAGCAAGCGGAGGCUCUGCUGGCGGAGCUCGUGGUGCAAGCAGCGCUGCAAGAGAAAGCAGAGACCGGGCUGACGGAGUUCAAUCUGCAUUCAUCGAUGCAAGAGCAAGCAGGUCAGGCGGUGCACGGUUGAUGCCUCAGUUUUCACUGCAGGAGAUGCUACCAAGGAAGGAUAUUAGAGCCAAGAAGAAGAAGUCGUCGUCGUCCGGAAUAAGGAUACAAGCGUUCUUUCUUCUCUCUUUUCGGGUCUUAUUAUUAUUAUUAUUAUUAUUAUUGUUAUUAUUUUUCCCUUCAUUCUCAGAGUGAUUGAAUUAUGUAAUUGAAUGUAAGUCAUGAUCAUAUCAGCUCAUCUUCUAAGAACAACUGCAUGUAACUCAUGGAAGAUUAGUUACUUGUUCAGAACGCAAAUGUAAGCUUA
Musa acuminata AAA Group (dessert banana) is the source of this 2014-nucleotide messenger RNA. Its product is annotated as tyrosine decarboxylase 1-like. Gene Ontology annotation, biological process: amino acid metabolic process. Gene Ontology annotation, cellular component: cytoplasm. The coding region runs from base 107 to 1729 and encodes 540 amino acids. NCBI's taxonomy places the organism in Eukaryota, Viridiplantae, Streptophyta, Magnoliopsida, Zingiberales, Musaceae. Gene Ontology annotation, molecular function: carboxy-lyase activity; pyridoxal phosphate binding. The record is from RefSeq and is a predicted model, not a curated record. The transcript has a single exon.